This is a messenger RNA of Glycine soja, 3333 nucleotides long. RefSeq names its product BTB/POZ domain-containing protein At5g47800-like. The record is from RefSeq and is a predicted model, not a curated record. Bases 1271 to 3070 code for a protein of 599 amino acids. Lineage: Eukaryota; Viridiplantae; Streptophyta; Magnoliopsida; Fabales; Fabaceae. The transcript is spliced from 7 exons.
UGGCCCACGUACAAGUCAUUGGAUUCAGAGUCAUAUUUGAUAUCACAUAUCACCUAAUUUCCUCUAGAAUACCAGCAAAGAAAAACUAUAGUAUUAAUAAGGUAUUGAAAUGGAUAUGCAUCAGUUAGGAGAUUCAAUGUAGCUCAAUUUAGAUUAGUCGGGAAACCCACUAGAAUUGGCCUAAUGGUGUGGGGUUUGAGUAGUAUAUACAAAAUCUUAGGUUCAAACUUUGUUGUCAUCAUUUGAAAAAAAAAAUCAUAUUAGUCAGGAUCCAAAGUGACAUACCAAGGUAUGAGACCAAAAAGAAAAAAAAUAGGUAUGCAUCGGUUCUGAGAUUCACUUUGAGGAUUUAUCCAAUAACAAAAUCCUAAAGUUGGUUUUGGAUGUAAAGAUGAUUUUCUUCUCCAAAAUCCAAUUGAGCAGUGGAACCAAGUAUUGGUUCUAGAUAUUUAUCCACACUAAUUUUCUAAGCUAUACGUAUAAAUUACAACACUUUUGCAGUUUGUAGGAAAAUUCAAAUGUAUGCUGUUUGCUGCAUUAUACUUCAGAAGAGUAAUUGAGUUUUUACUUUUUACUUUUGCCAAUCAACAUAUUUAGAGUAGAAAAAAGAUGCUGAUGUGUGCAAUAAUUUAAGUUAACUUUAAAUCAUGUUGUUGCUUUAUCCAAAAUGCAUUUCCGAGAAAGAAAUAUGUGCAGACAUUAUUGGAGAGUUUGGUUCAAAUCCCUUUAGGAUCAUUUGAAUAUUUUGCCCAAAUGGAAUGUAUAACUUAUAAUAAUAAUAGAGGGCGUCUUUUUUCCCCAUAUCAAGUGAUCACCUGAGAGACAAAGCUCUAGAAAAACCAUGUGGUAUUGACUUUGUCGGACAGCUGCAAGUUCAGGGACUUAUGUAACAGUUUAUGUUAUUAUAAGGGGACAUUGAUAUUAGCAUUUUCCAUUAUCAGUUUCCUUGUUCUUCUCUUGUUGACAUAGUUUUCCCUUUCUCAAAAUUUGAAGAAAACAAUACAGAUGAGUUGCAUAACAUUAUAAGUCAUCAGUAUUCAAAUUAUUAAGUUCUUCAGUUUCUUAUUAGUUGUUGUGGGCAUAAGGAUCAGAAAUCUGGUGUAACUUCCAAAGAUGAGGACACCACAUCUAUAAAUUGAAGUUCUUGCAGAGUUAUAUGCAAAUAAAUGAGGUUGUGAGGGUCAUUUUUAUAUGAAAGUUGAGAAUUUGUGCAGGCUUUCAAGUAGAGGUUUUUUUCUUGACCAUUGGGUAUAUAUCACAAUAAGUAGAUAUGAAGUUCAUGAAACUUGGAACAAGACCAGAUACUUUUUACAGUGAACAAGCUACCAGGAGUCUUGUUUCAGAUAUACCAGCUGAUCUUGUGAUAAAAAUCUAUGACACUACUUAUCUGCUACACAAGUCUUCACUUCUCCCAAAAUGUGGCCUUCUACAAAGACUUUGCUCAGAUUCUAGUGGUUCUGAGAAUGUUCCUCUAGAGCUUCAUGAUAUGCCUGGAGGGGCAGAUGCUUUUGAACUCUGUGCUAAGUUCUGCUAUGGAGUUUCAAUCAACAUCAGUGCUCAUAACUUUGUACCUGUACUUUGUGCUGCUAGACUCCUCCAAAUGAACGAGUCCAUUGAGAAGGGGAACUUUGUAAGCAAACUUGAGGCUUUCUUCAAUUCAUGCAUUCUUGAAGGAUGGAAAGACUCUAUUGCAGCACUACAGGCCACUGACAAGUUACCGGAGUGGUCUGAGAAUCUUGGCAUAACAAGAAAAUGCAUUGAUUCAAUUAUUGAGAAAAUUCUCACACCCCCACCACAGGUCAAAUGGUCCUACACCUACACUAGGCCUGGUUAUACCCGAAAACAGCAUCAUUCAGUCCCAAAGGAUUGGUGGACUGAGGAUGUGUCCGAUCUUAACAUAGAUCUUUUCAGGUGCAUAUUAAUGGCUAUUAGAUCAACAUAUGUGCUCCCACCACAGCUUAUUGGUGAAGCCUUGCAUGUCUAUGCCUGUAAGUGGCUACCCGGCAUCACAAAGCUUAAAAGUUCAUUCAAUUCAGCAACACAAACAGAAGAAUCUAAAGCAGUGAGCCGAAAAAUUCUGGAGACAAUUGUGAGCAUGAUUCCUGCUGAUAGAGGGUCAGUUUCAGCUGGCUUCUUGUUAAGGCUUCUCAGCAUUUCAAGCCCUCUUGGUGUCUCCCCAGUGACCAAAACAGAACUGAUAAAGAGAGCCAGCAUACAGUUUGAGGAGGCAACAGUGAGUGACCUCCUUUAUCCUUCAACAUCCCCUUUGGACCAAAACUUUUAUGACACGGAGUUAGUCCUAGCAGUGUUGGAAAGUUACUUGAAGUUUUGGAAAAGAAUCUCCCCUGGUGCUGUGGAUAACAGGCACUUGAUAAAAUCAAUCAGAAAUGUUGGUAAGCUCAUUGAUUCCUAUCUUCAAGUGGUGGCAAGGGACGAUAAUAUGCCAGUGUCAAAGUUUGUCUCCCUGGCUGAAACUGUGCCGGCUAUUGGCCGAUUAGAGCAUGAUGAUCUCUACCAGGCUAUCAACAUCUAUCUUAAGGUGCAUCCAGACCUGAGCAAAGCAGACAAAAAGCGCUUGUGUGGGAUUCUGGAGUGCCAAAAGCUGACCCCAGAAGUGCGUGCACAUGCAGUCAAAAAUGAAUUUCUGCCGUUGAGAACUGUGGUGCAGCUCCUCUACUUUGAACAAGAAAAAGAUUCAAAGGAAACCACUAGUUCCAAGCUGCAAAAGUCACAUGAUCUACUUCUAGGAGCAAAGAAGAGACCAGCCACUAGAGAUAGCCAUGGCAAGCGAUCUUUAGUAAACAAAGAAGAAGUCACAAGAAGAAUCUCCCAUGCUGAAAGUAGAGAAAAGGGUCAACACAAAACUAAAAGAUCAGAUGGUAAGUUGGCAUUGGACUUGGAAAAAAAGAUGGCUAUAAGAGGAGACACUGAAGAUAUAAUAGGGUCAGAAAAGUUAAGGGGAGCCAAAGAUGAAAGAAUGUCAAGCAGCAACUCAGACUUGGAUACUAAGAAAAACAUACAAAGGGCAAGAAGCAAAAAAUCAGAACAUGGCCGUGAAAAGGGAAGAUAGAGAUAAUAGUGAUUAUACUCUUUGAAACACUCAGAGCAAUCUUCAUUUCCCUAUAUAUGAACUUAGUAGCCUCUAUUCUUAUCAUUUCUUUUUUACACAUGUCAUAAAUGUAAGCAAGGUAUUGUCCUUUAUAGUAUCUAUAACUGUUAAAGAGUUAUAUUUAUCAAAGAGGUCAUUGCAACAAAUACAGUUGACUUCUCUCAGAUUGAUACUAUUUUCAUCACAUUUCAAUUGCCUUAUAUAAAAAGGAAUAAAACCCAUUA